Molecule: messenger RNA, 7731 nt
Organism: Bolinopsis microptera
Lineage: Eukaryota; Metazoa; Ctenophora; Tentaculata; Lobata; Bolinopsidae
Exons: 28
Coding region: 2469-7037 (1522 amino acids)
Biological process (GO): homophilic cell-cell adhesion
Cellular component (GO): plasma membrane
Source: RefSeq, a predicted model, not a curated record
AGACAUCAACGCUGACCAUUGAUGUUGACACUCUUACAAGUGUAGCUGGCGGUGCAAAUGGGUCACCCGUGACAUACACAUGUGCUGCAGAAUCUAAAGAAUAUUCGGAUUCAGCAACAUCUACUUUCAAAGACAUUGUUGUCAGCUUCCUUACUUUCGGUGUAGAAGCUAAGGGUAGUGAAGUGCUGGCAAGCACAGAAGCUACAAUAUCUUGUGUAGUAGGUGGUUUGACUAAGCAGCUGGAGGCGGUAACAUGGCAGAAACCUAGUUCGGGUGGUGCUAUAACUCACGAUACUGGAGGUUAUCAGAUUGCCGCUGGAAGUUACGAUUCUAGUACAAACAGUCAAACUACAAUUCUGACCGUACCUGCUGGUGAAAACACGGUUGAUGCUGUUUUCACCUGUGUCAUUCAAUCUGAGGAGCAUGGAAAAACAUCAGCGUCUCCACAUACGACUGAUGUAAACUCUAACGUUUUCACCGUCGAUCCAGUUACUCCUAAACAAGCCACCACCGCUGUGGCUCAGACACUGACUUGUAACAUCGGAGAUGUGGCUACAGAUGUCACUGUGUCGUGGAAGGAUAAUGGUGAGAAUGAUAUAGCAACUGGUAGUGGAGGGUACACCAUCGCACAGGGAUCAGCUGACUCUGGUACCAAAAUUCAGACAUCAACGCUGACCAUUGAUGUUGACACUCUUACAAGUGUAGCUGGCGGUGCAAAUGGGUCACCCGUGACAUACACAUGUGCUGCAGAAUCUAAAGAAUAUUCGGAUUCAGCAACAUCUACUUUCAAAGACAUUGUUGUCAGCUUCCUUACUUUCGGUGUAGAAGCUAAGGGUAGUGAAGUGCUGGCAAGCACAGAAGCUACAAUAUCUUGUGUAGUAGGUGGUUUGACUAAGCAGCUGGAGGCGGUAACAUGGCAGAAACCUAGUUCGGGUGGUGCUAUAACUCACGAUACUGGAGGUUAUCAGAUUGCCGCUGGAAGUUACGAUUCUAGUACAAACAGUCAAACUACAAUUCUGACCGUACCUGCUGGUGAAAACACGGUUGAUGCUGUUUUCACCUGUGUCAUUCAAUCUGAGGAGCAUGGAAAAACAUCAGCGUCUCCACAUACGACUGAUGUAAACUCUAACGUUUUCACCGUCGAUCCAGUUACUCCUAAACAAGCCACCACCGCUGUGGCUCAGACACUGACUUGUAACAUCGGAGAUGUGGCUACAGAUGUCACUGUGUCGUGGAAGGAUAAUGGUGAGAAUGAUAUAGCAACUGGUAGUGGAGGGUACACCAUCGCACAGGGAUCAGCUGACUCUGGUACCAAAAUUCAGACAUCAACGCUGACCAUUGAUGUUGACACUCUUACAAGUGUAGCUGGCGGUGCAAAUGGGUCACCCGUGACAUACACAUGUGCUGCAGAAUCUAAAGAAUAUUCGGAUUCAGCAACAUCUACUUUCAAAGACAUUGUUGUCAGCUUCCUUACUUUCGGUGUAGAAGCUAAGGGUAGUGAAGUGCUGGCAAGCACAGAAGCUACAAUAUCUUGUGUAGUAGGUGGUUUGACUAAGCAGCUGGAGGCGGUAACAUGGCAGAAACCUAGUUCGGGUGGUGCUAUAACUCACGAUACUGGAGGUUAUCAGAUUGCCGCUGGAAGUUACGAUUCUAGUACAAACAGUCAAACUACAAUUCUGACCGUACCUGCUGGUGAAAACACGGUUGAUGCUGUUUUCACCUGUGUCAUUCAAUCUGAGGAGCAUGGAAAAACAUCAGCGUCUCCACAUACGACUGAUGUAAACUCUAACGUUUUCACCGUCGAUCCAGUUACUCCUAAACAAGCCACCACCGCUGUGGCUCAGACACUGACUUGUAACAUCGGAGAUGUGGCUACAGAUGUCACUGUGUCGUGGAAGGAUAAUGGUGAGAAUGAUAUAGCAACUGGUAGUGGAGGGUACACCAUCGCACAGGGAUCAGCUGACUCUGGUACCAAAAUUCAGACAUCAACGCUGACCAUUGAUGUUGACACUCUUACAAGUGUAGCUGGCGGUGCAAAUGGGUCACCCGUGACAUACACAUGUGCUGCAGAAUCUAAAGAAUAUUCGGAUUCAGCAACAUCUACUUUCAAAGACAUUGUUGUCAGCUUCCUUACUUUCGGUGUAGAAGCUAAGGGUAGUGAAGUGCUGGCAAGCACAGAAGCUACAAUAUCUUGUGUAGUAGGUGGUUUGACUAAGCAGCUGGAGGCGGUAACAUGGCAGAAACCUAGUUCGGGUGGUGCUAUAACUCACGAUACUGGAGGUUAUCAGAUUGCCGCUGGAAGUUACGAUUCUAGUACAAACAGUCAAACUACAAUUCUGACCGUACCUGCUGGUGAAAACACGGUUGAUGCUGUUUUCACCUGUGUCAUUCAAUCUGAGGAGCAUGGAAAAACAUCAGCGUCUCCACAUACGACUGAUGUAAACUCUAACGUUUUCACGCUAUCUACAAUGGAUACUGUGUACUACAGUCCCACGAGUAUAGCGGUGACAGUGGAAGGACGUUAUGAGCCACAAAUAAUUUGGUUCAUUGGAGGACAGGCGUACAGUUCUCAAGAUAAUCCCCAUUUGACCCCAACAAUUUCAUCGGCAUGGUCUGGGUCCAAAAAGACCUUUAAUCUGGCGUUCGAUAUGAGCGGGUUUGAAAUAUCUAUGUCGCCGUUCACAGUUCGAGGAACAGUGUCUUUCGGAGACGCCACUGAUUCAACCUUCGACACGGUUACAACCAACAUCUACAAGAGAGAGUUUGUUGAGAGCCUUCCAGCCUCAACAACAUUCCGCAACGCUGACAUCCCGAAAGAAUUCUUGUGCUCUGCUUUGGGCGAAGACAAGGGAUUACUUACGUUGUCUUGGAAGAUAGGAAAUGUACUAGUAGAUGAUGAGGUAAAGCACGUGACCCUAACAGAUGAGUCAGACAGCAGCUCCACCACCACCAAGAUCAGCAAGUUGACAAUAACAACCAACAAACCAACUUUCGACGCUCAGUUCAAAUGUAUCGCUACCUGGAGUGGCUUAAAUGGAAAGUCGAUCGAGUCGACGUCUGACGUUAACGCCGUUGGAGUAGCCGUGGAUGAGUACACGUUCAGCACCGGUUCCUCUGGAGACGGAGUAAUAAGUUGUGUGGUGUGGGGUGAUUCACCCCCACACUCUGUCACGUGGUCUAACGAAAGGGGUGAUGCUAUCACCAACCAACCUGAUGAGACAGAAAUCGCAGACAGUAUAACAGAAGGCAUUACUUACACCCACACGCUGACUGUUAAAAAGAUGACGUUUGGGGAUCAAGGAAAGUACACCUGCUCAGUUGUGUUUGUGGAAAACGAAACCCCCGUUAAUGUCGUCACAACUCUUAACAAGCUCUCUGCAAGUUUCGAACCAGCAACACCAUAUUUCGUCCACGAGAAAACUGUCCAGUUCUCAUGCGUGUACAACGGUUUGGAUGACCCGCAGAAGAUCGAAUGGUUCAGGAGUUCAACAGACGAUGCUGAAAACCUAAUCAGCAAUAGUGAUGCUAAGUACACCAUUACCACUGGCAACUUCAAUGAGGCCUCCAGAACGAAGACUAGCGUUAUCACUGUAGAGAAUGUUGAAGUUACUGACAGUGGCGACUACACCUGCAAAUGGACCACCGAAAAUUUCAAUCCUAAGUCAACAAUGGUAGUCUCUGUUCGAUUACUGACCACUCCCUCUACAACGGUAUACAGCACUGACGGUUCAAUAAAGAUCACGUGCAACUACGAGGGUACAACGAGUGGCACCAUGGAGUGGUACUAUAAUAGCCAGAAACUGGAAGAUGCUGCUGAUGAUGCUAUCACCAUCAACCCUGGUUCCCUGCAGAGCAAUGCUCAGCAGUACACUCUGACAAUUACUGACGUUACUCCUCCUGAAAAUGCGGGGUCGUACAGCUGUGUUCUGUCGUUCACAGACGGGGACAGUCUGCGAGCAAGCACGGAGGUUGUGGUGCGAAAAUCAUCAUCAGUCGACAGAGCGGGCACUGCUGAAUCCACCAUAGUUGUAACUGGUGAUGAACUUUCUGCCAGAUGCCUUAUGGAAGGUGAAAAGGUUCCCUCUGGAGUGACAUGGACUAAAGGUGGCGAUAAUAUCGUGUUCGAUGGAUCCACUAAGAUAGAAAACACGAAUACCAAACAACUGGAAAGUAGCGUAAAGUUUUUCAGCAACAUAACUAUAAAAAGCUUCGAUUUUGCUGACGAGGAUAGUUACAUCUGUAGCUUCAUUUUUGGGGACGGUAAUAAUGUGCAAUCAACAAUAGAGGUCGUGUCUGCUAAAAUUACCAACAAUGAAUGUGAGUUUGUGGACAUCCGAACCGAAACCAGCAAGACCCUUACCUGUGCUUACCAUGGUAGUAGUGCUGCCACUGCUGUUUCCUUUACUCUACCAGACGACUCAGUUGUUGCUGGAGUAUUGGCUGAAUUCAGCGCUGGAGGGGAUGCCAGUACGGCAGGUUCCCAAACGGGUAGUUACGCUGUAUCUAGUGUAAGUGAAGCGUCCAGUGGUUCGUACAAGUGUACCUUCACUUUAACAGGAGGGAAGACUGUGGAGUUCAUUCAGAGACUAACUGCAAGGAAGGCUGUCAUCGAAUCAUCAGCUGGUCUAAAUGCAAAUCUCAUCGUCCAGUCUUCUAUAACUCUGACUUGUACUGUUGCCUCUGGUGCACGGUCCUUGGACUGGUACAAGGGAGCGGUCAAGCUGAUCGAGGAGCAAGAUUACGAACGAAUAAAAGUGUCAGAAUCAGACGACUUGGUUUCCAAAAUAACUUUUGACAUCGCUGACGACAGCGCAGGGUCAUACACGUGUCGUGCGGUGCAAUACGACGACUUCUGCCCUACCGAGGAAACUUUUGACUCGGAACCGGUUGCCGUGUCAAUCAUAGCGGCAGCUCCGAUAACAAACCCUGCUAGUGCCACCGCUUAUGGUGGUGCAAGCCAUGUGUUUGAAUGCGUGUUCCCUAAUCCAUUCGGAGCUGAUUACAACGAAAUCACGUGGUCUUUCAAAAGUGCUGGGGAUUCUGUUGCUAGGCCGAUGAUAGGAAAUGGAGAUGUGUACAAUGACCAAAAUGAGAGAGUAAUCGAUGGAACAAAGGCAUCCGACAGCUCGGUUGCAAAUGAAAUCUCAACCACCCUCACCAUCGGAAGUGUAAACUCGGACGCAGCAGGAGAGUAUAUCUGUUCCAUAAAAUGGGGAACAAUAUCCAUAAAGUCCGCAGCCGCCACACUAACAGUACGAGAAAUCUCUUCUCCACCCGAAACAACCAACGUGGCCAAGGGAGGAGAGGCUAAGUUCACUUGUAAAACUUCCGGUGACAGCGCAGCGUUAAUCACCUUCCACAAGACAAUAAGUGAUGAGUCAGUUGGUACAGUUGUUGUGACUGAAGCUACAUCUGGUGACAUUGUGACUACCACUGGAAUAUUGACCAUUGCUGGUGUCACCGCUGCAGAGCACGGUAUUGAGUAUUAUUGCAAAGCAGCUUGGGGUGAAAACGGAGUGGAAUCAGGUAACGUGUUCUUAUCUGUUUUGGAUAUAACGAGCUCAACAGAAACUGUGUGGGGCCUCGCUGGUAACGUAGCGGAGUUUAAAUGUUAUUCAGAUGCUUUGCUCAAAGCAAACGCGAACGGCGAUCCGUAUUUGGUCAACAAGCAGAAGACAUACACCGAUGCUCAAAUAAGUUGGGAGUUUUUCGACACUUCAGACACAUCUUGGAAAUCAACUGCUUCAAAUUCUCGAUUCGUGGUUAAGACAACGAUGAGAAGCGAUGAUGGAGUAAGUUUGUCUCCUAUGUCUCUCAAUAACCUGGAGGAAGGUGAUAACGAUCUGAAAGUAAGAUGUAACAUCGCCUACCAAACAGAUGCAGCCAACAACUUCUACGGAGGUACAGUCACUUCAGGAGAAUUGACCAUGAAGAUCGCUUCCAUCACAUCCUUCACUUCCUCUAAAUCCGACCCACUGGUUGGAGAAACCAUCACUCUAACCUGUACUGCAACCGGAGAAACUGCUCCUACUUUCUCUUUCACAACCCGCGGGAAGAACAAUUUCGACACUACCUUCUUUAAGUUGGUGAAGGCUGCAACUGUUACUUCAGUCGAUUCAGUACACACUGCGGAAUACACUACAGAGACUCUCAGGGUUAACGCGAUGAGAAAUGGACAAGUUGUCAACUGUCUGGCUGACUACGGAUCAGCUCAGAAAACGGAGAAAGAAUUGACAGUCACAACAUAUUUCAAUUGUGCUGAUGUCACAUGGAAAUCAUUAAAUCCAGAUGGAAAUGGAGCGACAAUAGCACAGGAAGAUCUUGGUGAUGGUUCUCUGAAGCAGACUAUAACCUGCCCUGUUAACUCAGACCAAGCUAGAUUUGAAUUAGUUACCCCGUCCGGCUCGGCUGCAGCAAUAACUUGCACCAAGGAGACUGGAAAGUAUGACAACUCCCUUGCCCGGUGCAAAGAAACAAACCCAUUGUCCACUGGCACGGGAAUACAGAAGAUGGGUGUUGCAAACAGCGCAGAGCAGCCAGCGCCUUGCACUGCUGAAGCAACUGGUGAAUAUUCGAUUGCAAGUAUGAAAGAAAAACUGAACUCACCGGACGAUAGUGCUUGUGGUUUUAGACAUCAAGUUACGUGUUUGGGUGACGGAACGUGUACUCUGGAUACAGACAAAACAGAUUGUCGUUACGAGGACGGCAAGGUGAUUUUAGAGUACUUUGUUAACUUGACACCUGGUGUUUGGACUCCCGCUGAGAGAGAUCCUCUCAUAGCAAUUAAAGGCAAAAUUCAGUUCUGGAGCUGUUCAAACGAUUAUAAUAAAAGACGAAGACGAGGUGUUGAUGAUCCCGACUACGACUUUGAGCAAAGUAAUGAUAAUUCAUCCAUAUCUACAGAUGAUUCUGAGUCAGUCCACCACCUAGCAGCUACAACCGUUGGGGUGGCGACCGUGGUAGCUAUCACUGCUCUACUUUCCUUCCUUGUAGUCAGAUUAAGAAAACGAAGGUCAGAAGAUGUUUCUACACCCUAGAAAAAUCACAAAAUUUGUAAAGUAUACCCGUGACGGUUACUAAGUAACUUUGAGAAAGAAGUCUUCGCUCUCUGAUUUUUAUAAAUGACUGCUUGAAGCAAAAGAAACUUUUUGUCGACUAUCUGAGAUGUCUAUGAUUUGAUUUCUACAAGACUGUAUGCUUGUAAAUUACUUUUUUCACUUUGUUAGGUUCUUGUUCUGAAAUAAGUAUUAGAAUUCUAUUAAUUAAUCUUACAUUUCUCAAGAAAUUAGAUAAUAAUCCAUAUUCUGAUCAUAUCUGAUCAGAAAUCAGAACUCAUUGUUUUUGAUCAAUUAUAAAUAUCACUGAUCGUUUAUAUAUAUUUAUAUCGUAAUUAGAUUGAUUUUACGUUUAUAUACUUUGCAGAUUGUUUUCAGAUUUAUAUGAUUGUAAAGCUGAACUAGAAUUUGUAUAAUUAUAUAGGUUGGUGGUAUAGCUGAUAGCUGUUAUGAAGCUUUGUCAUGUUCAUUGUUCGAAAUAAACCUCAGAGAGUUGAGAUUUAAUUUUAUGCUGAUAUUACUGAUAAAGAGAGUCUUGAAUUGGCUGCUGCAUAAACUGAUAAAGUGCUGAUCAGGACCUGAGAUUACAAUAUUUUAAAUUUAUGAUUAUAUCUUAUGCCCUGGAGUGUGUUUUUUGUACUAAUUUACCAACACUGCAAUAACUUUCUGUUUCCAA